Eutrema salsugineum is the source of this 838-nucleotide messenger RNA. RefSeq lists its product as uncharacterized. Lineage: Eukaryota; Viridiplantae; Streptophyta; Magnoliopsida; Brassicales; Brassicaceae. The record is from RefSeq and is a predicted model, not a curated record. The transcript has 3 exons. Bases 212 to 685 code for a protein of 157 amino acids.
GUUUAAACAUUAAAGCCUUAGAGCUUUACCGGCGGUUAUCAAAGAGAGCCGGAAAUACCAAAUAACCGGGUUUGGUUUUGAAUAUGGUCGGUUAUUGAUACGGUUUAGCAGACCAUUCAUCUGCCGAUCGAUUUCCACAAGCGAUCUGGUUUUGUUCUCCGUAACUAGUACAGUAGAGUUUGAAGAUCCCAAAUUUGAAGGAAAAGAAGAUAUGGAAAAACCCAUAAAUCUUUUUAGGGUUUGCUCUCUUUUAAUGGCGUUUUUGUUUGCUUAUUCUGCAUCUGUCCAGCUUAAUGAUCCUGAUUGGUACUUUUGGUUUCCUCUGUACACACUCGCUUGCGUAGUGAAUCUGAUCAACUGCAAAAGAAUAUCAUCUAAAUCGAGAAGAAUCAGACAGAUGAUUGGAACAGCUCUUAGCUUGGGUCUGUUUUUGUUGGCUAAAGUUGUUGCAGAGGAUGUCAUAACAGAGAAAGUCGGAGUCUUGUCUUUGGAUCUCAGUCAAAGAGUAGUUAGAGAAAAGAUCGGAAGUGCUUUGGUCAUAGCUUCCAUGGUUCUGCAACUACGAGCUACUUCUUCCAAACCAAAAGAAAAGUACGUUGACUUUGGGAUGGUUGCAAUUGUGAUCUUUGGCUAUGGACUUCCCUUUUGGUUCUUCACAAUUAAGAAAGGAGAAAUAAAGAUUUGAUAUCUUUUUUAUGCGCUCUUGUUACAUUAUAAUACAAUCAAUGAUUAUGAAUACUGCUAAAAAAAAAACUGCAGAACCAAAUUGUUCAAAGCUGUCUAAGAUUCAAUGGAAAACAAGAAAGUGAAAAAGCUUGAAGCAAAUUAUUGAAACAAA